AUGAGUGGUGGAAAAGAACUUGUAUUGGAAACCCUAAGGUUAGCAACCAGUCAGGAUGCAGAGGUAUUGAGACCAGCUGAGGAACGCCUUCAGGAGUGGGAAACUGAACCAGGGUUUUACUCCACUCUUGUUGAGAUAUUUUCAGAACACUCCAUAGAAGUCAAUGUUCGUUGGUUGGGUGUGCUCUACUUCAAGAAUGGGGUAGACAGAUACUGGCGAAAGACUGCACCUAAGGCCAUAAGUGAAGAAGAAAAGGCUCGGAUUCGAUGUGGAUUACUUCAUAACCUUAGGGAACCAGUGCCACAGGUAGCCACUCAGUUAGCUGUUCUUAUAGCAAAGAUUGCUAGAGUAGAUUGCCCAAGGGAAUGGCCAGAUCUACUUCCAGCUUUAUUUGAAGCUGUGAAAAGUGAUGACCAGCUUGUUCAGCAUAGAACACUUCUUAACUUACACCAUGUUAUUAAGCAGCUUGCAUCAAAGAGGCUGGCUGCUGACAGACGAACAUUUCAAGAAUUAACAAGUCAGAUGUUUACAUUCCUCCUUGAACUAUGGCGAUCACAGACAGAAGCCUUUUUAGCAGCUGUGGGACAAAAUAUGGAAGUUAUGGUGCCAUGUCUUGAGCGUUCACACCUUGCUCUCAAGAUCUUGCGCAAACUUCUUAUUCACGGUUUCAAGAAGCCUCAUGAGAGUCAGGAUGCUAUUACUCUACUGGAGUCUGUAUUUGACCGCAUCAAGAUUCUUUUGAACUUUUUUAGAAAGCAGCAUGAAAGCAAUGAUCACGUAAAGACAAUAUCUGAAAAAUAUGUUGUGCUUUUAACCAAAGUUCUUCUGGACAUGUUGGAAAAUUUUCCAUUUUCAUAUUUGCAGUUCAUAAAACCCAGUCUUGAAUUAACGACAUAUUAUGUUUUCACCCCGGCUGGUGAUGGACUACUUUUCGAAAGGUUUACAGUGCAGUGUUUGAAUUUGAUUAAAGCUAUCCUCCUGUGUCCAGAAUAUAAGCCAUGUAAGGUUGUGGAAGAUACCAAAGACCCUCAGACUUUGGAAGCCUUCAGGAUAAAGUCUGAGUUCUUUGACAAUUCUGUGUUGGCAGGGAUGUGUCAUAAGCUCAUUUCCCACUAUUUCCUUCUCACACAAAGUGACUUGGAAGUUUGGGAUUCGGAUCCUGAAGGAUUCUGUAUGGAUGUGGAAGGAGGGGAGUCAUGGAAAUACAGUCUCAGACCCUGUACAGAAACACUGUUUGUCUCCCUCUUUCACGAAUACAGGAAUGCUUUAACACCAGUGUUGAUGGAGAUGGUAAGGUCAUCCCACAGCCCAGUUGAUCCAAGGGACUAUCAUGGAAUACUCCAAAAAGAUGCAGUGUACAAUGCAGUUGGCUUAGCAGCCUUUGAACUUUUUGAUGAUAUUGACUUUGAUCAGUGGUUCACAUCUUCCCUGAUAAAUGAGCUGAAAGUGAAGGACUCAAAUUAUCGCAUCAUUCGACGGCGUGUUAUAUGGUUGAUUGGUCAGUGGACAAGCGUGAAAUUUUCUCCAGAGCAUCGUCCAACUUUAUAUGAAGCUUGCAUUCACUUGCUGUCUACUGAAGAGGACUUUGUUGUGAGACUUAGUGCUGCCAUGACUCUCAUGCAUUCAGUAGAUGAUUUUGAGUUUGACCCACAGCAGUUUAUGCCUUACCUACCUACUAUAUUUGGCUUACUUUUCAAUCUGCUGAAAGAAGCUCAUGAAUGCGAUACGAAAAUGCAGGUGUUGCAUGUAAUGUCGUUCAUGAUUGAGGUAGUAGGCGUUGGAAUCCAGCCUCAUGCUGCUCCUCUUGCCCAGUAUUUGCCCGGUCUUUGGAAGGAAUCCGUAGAUCACAAUAUGUUGCGUUGUGCUAUCCUCACAACAUUAGUUCACAUGGUAACAGGCCUAAUGGUAAGUUUUUACAGUUAUUUGAUUAUUUUAGCUCAUUGUUUCUGGUGGUAUUCUUUUUUUUAUUUAUGUAGACUGAAUUCACAGUUUGUACAGGAAAAAAAUGCACAAAAGUACUCACUACAAGGAAAGUUGUAA
Macrobrachium nipponense is the source of this 2040-nucleotide messenger RNA. Its product is annotated as importin-11-like. Gene Ontology annotation, molecular function: small GTPase binding. Gene Ontology annotation, cellular component: cytosol; nuclear envelope. Gene Ontology annotation, biological process: protein import into nucleus. Lineage: Eukaryota; Metazoa; Arthropoda; Malacostraca; Decapoda; Palaemonidae. The record is from RefSeq and is a predicted model, not a curated record.